AUGCGUAACACCGAAGAACAAGGGCGCCAAAACCAGGUCUUGCCAGAGGCCGAAGCUUCUACGAGCAUACAGCGGCGGGCAGAGAGCCAGGUUCCGGCGAACCAAGAGACAUCUUCUCUAUCUCUCCUGAAACUUCCGAAUGAGGUCCUGUGUGGUAUAACGGGCUAUUUGGACUUACCAGAGCGUAUGCUUUUGGCAUUAACCUGCAAAUUCCUCAUGUCGCUCGCUUCCCCCGAACGCAGCCUACCACGUCUUGAUCCCCCCGACAAAAGGAGAUUCCUUCUCGCUCUGCAGAGGGACAUUCCGAAAACCUUUCUCUGCCCUUGGUGUUCGAAACUGCAGAGAUUAAACCCCGAGGUCAACUGGACGAGCCAAGGUCAUUACAUACGGACCAUCUGCUCGUUUAGCGCAUACUUGCCGAAUUCUAUGUGGCGAAACCGCCAUUUUGAACCUCAAAGGCACAUCAUCUUCCCGAACGAUUGGCAGGCCUUCAUGAGUCAUGGCUAUAUUCGCUUCAUGGAUGCACAUUUGAUCAUGAAUCGGCAUUUCUACGGCCCUCUACGCGGCAUAUCCCUCCGACACCUAACGCGUUGCGCAUCGUUUGAGACUGAGCUCGAGCUGGAUAGAUGCUUACACGGCUUGCUCCCUACUAUCGAAACUAGAUGGAGAGCCAAGCCCAAUGCUGAAUCAGCUGAAGAACCUACUUUCGACUGGAUCCCUGUAGAGCAGCCGCGGAGAAACGCAGUGUGGAGAUUUUCCCUUCGAUAUAGCCCCAAGAUCAUCGAUGAUAAACUGUACUUGGCCCGUUCAUUUACGUUUGCUGGGCCUAACGUACCUUGGGACCAUCUCGCACGGCUAAUGAACAGUAUAAAGCCGAAAGUCUGCAACCACAUGAGCUGCAUCAUUGUAAUGCACCCGGUAUCUCCCAUGUAUUUUCAAACUAUUCCAUGUGGUCGCGCCGAAGAAUUUGACUUUGAAUUUUCUCCUGCAAUAAAAAGCAACUGGAAAGCAUGCGGCUUCAAUCCAGGAAUGGGAUCAUGCUUGAUCUGUAAGACAGACUACGAUGUUUCGCUCACACAGAACUUUCUUGAAGAGGAGUGGAGAUUCAGUUGCAACACGUAUCACUGCCUCGGGCCAUGUCGAGUUAUAACGGACCCUCUUUGGGAUUGGUUUGUUUUUACUGAAGGUGAUAGGGAUCGGCUCUUGCCUUUUCCCUUUUCGCCAUAUACUGAAGUUCGAGCUUUUACGGAUGAUGGUAACGAGUUGGUAUUUGGACAUUCCUCAACGAAUGGUGAAGCUCGGCGGAAAUGGCUAGAAAACACUACAGAAGCAGAAAUCUUGUAA
Messenger RNA from Trichoderma atroviride IMI 206040, 1344 nucleotides. RefSeq lists its product as uncharacterized. The record is from RefSeq and is a predicted model, not a curated record. Gene Ontology annotation, molecular function: protein binding. NCBI's taxonomy places the organism in Eukaryota, Fungi, Ascomycota, Sordariomycetes, Hypocreales, Hypocreaceae.